Molecule: messenger RNA, 791 nt
Organism: Perkinsus marinus ATCC 50983
Lineage: Eukaryota; Perkinsozoa; Perkinsida; Perkinsidae
Exons: 1
Biological process (GO): mismatch repair
Molecular function (GO): mismatched DNA binding; ATP binding
Source: RefSeq, a predicted model, not a curated record
AUGGCUAAGUUGGAAUCUGCAGACGAUGCCGCCACCAAUAACACGAGUACUACACUACCAAUAACAGGAGGUCACUCACAACUGUGGAGGGCUCUAUCUGGUCUACUAUCCUUCCUCGACGAGAUGGGCUUGCUUACUCGAUAUCGCCCUAGAGGAGUAGUCAUGAAGCCACUAGAGGGGCUCCUAUCAGUAGACAGCGUCACAUUACGUACCCUAGGGGUAACAAGUGCUGGUCGUAGCACUGCAAUAGUAGCUGGUCACAAGCAUCGAGUUAUGACACCUAGUAUCACUCGCUUACUCGGACGUUAUAUAUCGUCCCCUCCAGGUCGAGGGGUUCUGCAAAGGUGGUUGGCAAUGCCAUGUAGCAACAUUGAUAUUAUAGAGUCAAGGUUGAAGGCACAGGAGAUCAUCAUAGGCAACCUCUCGCCUGACCUCGCUUCUAGGAUGAGUAAGAAUCUCAAAAAGCACCGUGACCUCUCUAAGAUACUCGAUAGAGUUACCCAAGGUUUCAAUCUUGAUAGUGCGGCUCGAGUAGCUGCAUGGUUACAAUUACUACGAUCAUGCCAAGCUGCGUUAGAGAUAAUUAGAUCUAUCGAGAUGCUACCACCAACAUCACCGUUGAGGAUUGAAGUACCCUGUAUAUCCAGCCUGCUGGAGUGCCGUACACCAUUACUACAAAUACAGCACAUGUUGGAGGCCAGCUUUGACCUAGAUGCCUGGGCAGCUGCUGGGCCUACCCACCUAUCGAUCAAGGUUGGCAUCAUCCCUGAACUUGAUGCAUUACGUGAACA